AUGCUGAUACUCAGGGCAGAGCGAAACAGUACCACAGUGACUAAACAUUUAGUUACAGAUCGCGGUUUUGGUGCCUACAGGAAACUAGUAAUGAAAAACCUUGUUGUCUUACUUUGCGCCAUUGGCUGCGCAUGUGCCACAGUUCCGGACAAUGUUGCCAAUGUCGUUCGUAGUAAUUUUGAUCACGAUUCUAAUGGUGGUUACCAGUACGGUUAUGAGACAGACAAUGGUAUUACAGCGCAAGCCGAUGGAAGAAUAACAGUUUUGAACAAGGAUGAGACUGCUCAUCAAGUGCAGGGAUCAGUCUCAUACGUGUCACCAGAGGGUCAAAAAAUUGAGAUUACCUACGUAGCUGACGAAAACGGAUACCAGCCUAAGGGUGAUCAUCUUCCAAAGCCGAUGCCCAUCCCCGACUACAUUGCUCGUGCUUUGGAAUAUAUUGCUGCCCAUCCUUACCAAGUGAGGACAAAAGAAUACGAGGCAAAGAAACUCGACAAGAACUAA
Molecule: messenger RNA, 504 nt
Organism: Parnassius mnemosyne (clouded apollo)
Lineage: Eukaryota; Metazoa; Arthropoda; Insecta; Lepidoptera; Papilionidae
Source: the annotation of a GenBank genome assembly